Messenger RNA from Nothoprocta perdicaria, 1872 nucleotides. Its product is annotated as tubulin alpha-3 chain. The transcript is spliced from 5 exons. The record is from RefSeq and is a predicted model, not a curated record. Gene Ontology annotation, biological process: microtubule cytoskeleton organization; mitotic cell cycle. Bases 65 to 1417 code for a protein of 450 amino acids. Gene Ontology annotation, cellular component: microtubule; cytoplasm. Lineage: Eukaryota; Metazoa; Chordata; Aves; Tinamiformes; Tinamidae. Gene Ontology annotation, molecular function: GTP binding; structural constituent of cytoskeleton.
UGUUCGGCGCAGAGAGGCGGACGCGGUCUGGCAUAGCCGAAACUCCUAACCUCAGCAAGGCAACAUGCGUGAAUGCAUAUCUAUCCAUGUCGGUCAGGCUGGUGUUCAGAUUGGCAAUGCAUGCUGGGAAUUGUAUUGUCUGGAACACGGGAUCCAACCUGAUGGUCAGAUGCCCAGUGAUAAAACUAUUGGAGGUGGAGAUGAUUCAUUUAACACUUUCUUCAGUGAGACAGGAGCUGGUAAACAUGUUCCCAGAGCGGUAUUUGUGGACCUUGAGCCAACUGUAGUUGAUGAAGUACGUACAGGCACAUAUAGGCAGUUAUUCCAUCCUGAACAGCUCAUUACUGGGAAGGAAGAUGCAGCAAAUAAUUAUGCCAGAGGCCAUUAUACCAUUGGAAAAGAGAUUGUUGAUCUAGUGCUAGAUCGGAUUCGCAAACUGGCUGAUCUGUGUACAGGGCUGCAAGGUUUCCUUAUCUUUCACAGUUUUGGAGGCGGCACUGGUUCAGGAUUUGCAUCUCUCCUCAUGGAAAGGCUCUCUGUUGACUACGGCAAAAAAUCUAAAUUAGAGUUUGCAAUUUAUCCAGCACCACAGGUUUCCACUGCUGUAGUGGAACCCUACAACUCAAUUCUAACUACCCACACAACAUUGGAGCAUUCAGACUGUGCUUUCAUGGUAGAUAAUGAAGCUAUUUAUGAUAUAUGUCGUCGCAAUCUUGAUAUUGAGCGGCCUACUUAUACCAAUUUAAAUCGACUAAUUGGGCAAAUUGUCUCCUCCAUCACAGCCUCCUUGCGUUUUGAUGGAGCCCUCAAUGUAGAUCUGACAGAGUUUCAGACUAACCUUGUUCCAUAUCCACGAAUCCAUUUUCCUCUUGCAACAUAUGCCCCUGUCAUCUCUGCUGAAAAAGCAUACCAUGAGCAGUUAUCAGUGGCUGAAAUUACCAAUGCUUGUUUUGAACCAGCCAACCAAAUGGUAAAAUGUGACCCUCGUCAUGGCAAGUAUAUGGCCUGCUGUAUGCUAUAUAGAGGUGAUGUUGUUCCCAAAGAUGUUAAUGCAGCUAUUGCUACUAUCAAGACUAAGCGAACCAUUCAGUUUGUGGAUUGGUGCCCAACUGGAUUCAAGGUGGGAAUUAACUAUCAGCCUCCAACUGUGGUGCCAGGUGGUGACCUUGCAAAAGUGCAACGAGCUGUGUGUAUGCUGAGUAACACAACUGCUAUUGCUGAAGCAUGGGCUCGUCUUGACCAUAAAUUUGAUCUCAUGUAUGCUAAGCGUGCCUUUGUACACUGGUAUGUUGGAGAAGGAAUGGAGGAAGGAGAAUUUUCUGAGGCUCGAGAAGAUCUGGCUGCCCUUGAAAAAGAUUAUGAAGAAGUUGGAGUAGAUUCAGUGGAAGCAGAAGCUGAAGAAGGGGAAGAAUAUUAAGAAAACUUAAGUCUGAAAAUGUAUUUCAACAACAAAAAUAAUUCAGAAUCCUGUUCACUUGUUUGAUUUUUUCAAAUAAAGCUUUAAAGUUCUACCUACUGUUCUAUACUCGCUAAGCAAGUACCAUUUUAAUUUGUACCUUUUGUUGGCAUCCAGGCAUAUGCAAAUUGUAAAAUAAAUCAGAAAGUCACGUCUAACUUUCUGUGAUAUUGACAUGUUCUAUGACAUAUCCUACCUUCAUUUUGCUUUCUCCCAAGCAGGAAACUGUUUCCACUCAGGUUGUUUCGGAACAUUAUGAUUAUUCCAAGUCUGUCUGCGCAAUAUCGAGGAACCGGACUGAGCUCUUAGGAUCUCCCCUUGAGAUUGGCUUCACAAAAGACUUAAGUAAAAAUUCUUGAAGUUCUUGAGGUACCACUUAAUACUACUGUACACAAGUGAUUCAUUUGACUACAGUU